Messenger RNA from Wyeomyia smithii (pitcher-plant mosquito), 10521 nucleotides. RefSeq names its product histone-lysine N-methyltransferase, H3 lysine-79 specific (gene gpp). The record is from RefSeq and is a predicted model, not a curated record. Gene Ontology annotation, cellular component: nucleus. Gene Ontology annotation, molecular function: histone H3K79 methyltransferase activity. NCBI's taxonomy places the organism in Eukaryota, Metazoa, Arthropoda, Insecta, Diptera, Culicidae. Bases 956 to 6727 code for a protein of 1923 amino acids. The transcript is spliced from 7 exons. Gene Ontology annotation, biological process: regulation of transcription regulatory region DNA binding; DNA damage checkpoint signaling; DNA repair.
GCACAGUUGCAAGGCAAGUCGUUGAGUGCAAUCCCCAUUUUUUUCGCUGCGGUGCGUGGUUCGAAGAUCUGUUUUGUUUAUUACUGUUUUUGGACCGCAAAAUUUUAUCUGCAGGGGAAAAAGUGUAUCAACUGUGCUAUUUAGUUAUGAAUCUUGUUGUAAAGUAUGGAAUAGAAGCUGUAAACUAGUGCCAAAUGAUGGAAAGUGUGACUGAAAAAACUGCCUCUUUUUAAUGAGAACCUUCAACCAUCAAUGUGUGAAGAUUCGUCGACGUUGUGCCAGACAAUCGAAGAAAAUCAUAAGUAUGGUUUUAGCUUGUCCUACAAGCAACAACGUUGCGGCUAAUUCAGAUGGAAUAUAUCAAUGAUUAUGGUGGCUUGUUCAAGCUGGAAGAUGGUUAAUAUAUUAAUGAGAAAAACAAAAAUUUAGUACGGUCAUUUUUGUUUCUCUGAUCAGUGAUGAUUCCAGGGAGCAGCCAUUUCUUUCGGUGGCGGAGCGCGUUUCUCCGCGAGUGCUUACCAUAAACCAGUGUUAGUGAGCGCAAGGUAAACUCAAUAAAAGCAAGAAAAACGAGAGUGCGGGAAGAUUGUACUAUUCUGAGUUUAAAUCUAUACACAUACAUACAUGUCAAGUUGUUCUGUGGUUAAGAAAAAUAAAAAUAACUGAAGAGCCGAAGAAAAGCGGCUGUGUUUUGGAUUAGCGGAAGUGCGCUCACAUUGUCGAGAUUGGCUAGUGCUGCUAGGAGAGCGACGGCAGCUGCUCCAAGAAUAGGUGGUGGACGUGAGUGGCAGCUAUCCCGCAAUGAAUGUUUUGUAACUUCACAGUUAGGAAGAGCUAGCCCGAAAUAACUUGUCAAAUCAAUUCAAUUCGUGAUGCUUUCAUAAACUUGCUGUGAAAGUUCAGAUAAAAAAGUGUACAAGGCUAGUAAUAGGCAUUCGAUAACGGUGUAUGCAAUAUGGCAACUCCAAAUUACAAAGAGCUCAAGUUACAGUCACCGGCUGGAGCGGAACCUUUUCUGUACAACUGGCCUUUCGCUAUUGGUGGUGGACACGACAAUGGUAUCGAACUGAUCGAAAAUGUACGAUGGGUGUGCGAGGAUAUGCCAGAAAUUAAAUCCGCUAUAGAAGAGAUCAAUUUGAAUGAACUGGAUACUGGAGAUUAUGAUGCGAUGAAAAAUCUUUGUGAUCGGUUCAACAAAGCAAUCGAUAGUGUGGCUGCACUGGAAAAAGGAACAUCUCUCUCGAGUCAAAGGUUUACUUAUCCAUCUCGCGGUCUUUUACGACAUAUAAUACAACAAGUUUACAACCAAGCCGUCGUUGAACCAGAAAAACUAAAUCAAUAUGAACCAUUUUCACCGGAAGUGUAUGGUGAAACUUCGUUCGAUCUCAUUUGCCAAAUGAUUGAUCAAAUUAAAAUCACCGGAGAUGACGUGUUUGUUGAUCUCGGUUCAGGAGUUGGUCAGGUGGUGCUGCAAAUGGCAGCAUCCACACCAGUUAAGAUCUGUUAUGGUAUAGAAAAGGCUGAUGUACCAUCACGAUAUGCAGAGGGAAUGACCGCAACGUUUAAAUUAUGGAUGCGAUGGUUCGGUAAAAAGUAUGGUGACUACGAGCUUAUCAAAGGUGAUUUUCUUGCUGAUGAACAUCGAGAAAAAAUUACUUCCGCGACUAUUGUUUUCGUAAAUAAUUUCGCGUUCGGGCCGAAUGUCGAUCAUCAACUGAAAGAGCGAUUCGCUGAUCUCAAAGAUGGAGCCAGAAUUGUAUCGUCAAAAAGUUUUUGUCCGCUUAAUUUUCGCAUCACCGAUCGCAAUCUUAGCGAUAUUGGAACUAUAAUGCACGUUAGUGAAAUGUCACCACUAAGAGGGUCUGUUUCAUGGACAGGCAAACCAGUCUCAUACUACUUACACAUAAUAGAUCGCACUAAAUUGGAGAGAUAUUUUCAAAGAUUGAAAACUAAAGGUGGUGAUAAUGGGGAACAAGCGAGCGGAAGUUCUAAUACUCGUGCUUCCAGAUCGAAAAGGGACUCAAAUCAAAAAUCGACAAUCACUAAUGAUGAAAGUAGUUCAGAUAGUGAUGGCGAUACUACAGGACCAACAACGAGAAAAAUCUGGUCGGACUGGUGUAGUGGAAAGGAAAAAAGUAGUCAUUCGGAAGAGGAAAAUAAUAAUUCACCAGUUCUUCGUAAUGGUCGCAUCCCAACGGCAACAAAAAAACGUAGAAAGAUUACGCGUACUAAAACAUCAAAAAAAGAUCCAAUAAUACAAGCAGCACAGCAAGCAGCGAAGGAAGCUAAGGUUGCUGAAACUAAAAAACGUGGUCGAGUUAAAAAGGGCAGGCAGAGAAGAGUACUUAAAAUAAAUGGUCUUGAUCUUCUGCACAGUGAAACACUACUGAGUACAUCAGAACAAGCUAUAGGAAAACGACUCCCGCCAGCACCUGGAUGUGUCGAUCAGUUGCUCACUUCAUUGGCUGGUGAUAUGCAACACAAUGAAUUAGAUAUUCCAGAAGCACCUUCUGAAACACCAUAUGCAUUACAAAUACUGUUAGACUUAUACAAGACUCAGUUUAUAAAAACGAUUGAAGCUAUGCGAAAACCGUCAUAUAAAGACAAUGUGCAACAGCAAGUUGAACGGGAGAGAGAACGAAAUCAACGAUUACUAAACCGAGCUGGGCAGUUAGAAAAACAAAUUAAGGUUCUAAUCGAUGACAGUGUGGCACUGUUGAAAGCUCGAAUGAAUGAGCUUGGUAUCAGCACGACUAGUCAAAACGAUCUGCUUUGUAAGGCUAAAGAGAUUGUGGGCCGGCACAAGGAAUUGCAAGUAAUGGCAGCUAAACUUCAAAACCAGGUUAACUCGAUCGAACAGGAACAAAAACGUUUAGUUUCGCAACACGUGCAGAAAAUUUCUGAAAAAUAUAUAAAAUCAGAAGAUGUAGAGAUGACACCGAAAACAUCAAAUGAAUUAGUGUUGAAAGAAAUUGCAAACACCCUUUCGCAACGAAAAAAAUUAUACGCGCAAGUCUCAAGUCUAGAAAGUGAGCUUAACGUUGUAGAGAAGCUUGCCGAUGAGAGAAAGGCAGCGGCGGCGUUACAGGUGUCUGUAGGCACUCAACAAAGAGAACUACCACAACAGCUUCCUUUAUCUCGAGAACAACAGCACAACCGGAUCGAAGAAUCCAGGCAUGCAAUUACAACGCAACCUUUAUCUGUUCCGGUUGCUGUUCACACACCUCAAAUAACGUCGUCAAAACACGGUUCAGGUUCAUCUAGGUCACAGCGCAAAUCUCGUGAACAUCGAACUAGAUCGCAAGAAUGGCCUGAAAUACCUGAUAUAGGUAAGAUAGAAGAGAACAAUCCUGAGAUUCUAGCUCAAAAAAUACUAGAAACAGGUCGGCAAAUCGAAGCUGGGAAACUUUUGGCUAACACCAGCUGUAAAUAUAAAGAUCGUGAUACUAAAAACAAUCACCUACAGCAGCAUCAACAGCAAAUAGCCCACCACCAACCUCACUCGCAUCAUCCUGGUGACGCUGCAUUGAUGCCUGCACCUCAAACACUUAACAAGUCGCAUCAACGUAGUAACACUAGUGCAAAUAAUACUGCCAAUUUCAACCUGUCGAAAGCGUAUGUACCUGGUUCGAAUGUUACGGGAGAAAUAUCUGCAACAGCAAUAGCAGGUAACUCCAUAAAUGUCAAAUCGGAACCUCGAUCAAGACUGCACGAUUCGCACAAAGUGGUUAACUUUGAAGAUCGUCUUAAAAGCAUUAUCACAUCAGUGUUACAAGGACCUCCAAAAACCAUUAAUAGCAGCGCAGCAACACAGCAAGCUGCCUUACACCAACUAUCACAUACGCGAGAAAUGUCUCAACCAUUAACACAUGGGCAUGGCGAACAUGUUUCUCCCAAUAAGCCAUCAUCGUACGGAAGAACAGUCUACCUUUCUUCCAACGUUUUACCUUCUUCAAAUUCGAUGCACAAUACAGCUAAUGACGUAUCUAUUCGCGGUGUGAGUGGAAACAACAGUAGUAAUGGAAGCCAGCAUAACCUACCUCAUUCCGGCAACGGUUCCUCCGUGGGCCCGCCAGGCCAAUAUCAAACGAUAUUAAAUGUUGUCACUACUACACAACAUCUGAAUGCGACAACAACAAUUACCAACGCUCCUGUAUCACCAUACAAAGGUGUUAGCCAAAGUACGAAAAUCUCACCGAACUCCAAGUACUACCAACAAAAAGGAAUUCCAACUAAUCACCAUUCUCCAGGAACUAACAGUACACAUCAACAAAUUUUACAACAACAAGAGCGCGAGGCACGCGAAUUCAGGCAGACACAAAUGGCUAUGCACUUCAAUCAAUCUCAUGCCGUCGUUGUCGAUUCACAAAGCCAUCAUCUCAUUCGUAGAGGGUCCAGCGAGGGAAAAUUAGAAUUUAAAGCGCCUGAGCAGUUCCGAUUUGAUCCUCGCAAUGUAGUUGAUGUUUCAAUGUUACAGAAUCAUCCAAAAAGUGCAGCUGUAACGACACUAGAUGGAGAAUAUGCCGGGACAUCAACCGGCAUUAAUGUCCGUCAUAACAGUGCCCCGUCUAGUCAACAACUGCAGCAGCAACAAGCCCUGCAGUUAGGUGGAAAUAAUUCUAGACCUGGUUCAUCAUCAUCGCAACCAGACUAUACGCAAGUCUCCCCAGCCAAAAUGGCCUUGAGGCGGCAUUUAUCACAAGAAAAAUUAACUCAUCCAAUAGCUCCGGCAUCUACAAGUACGGUCAAAACUAUCGGCGAUCUCGUUAACGGUGAAAUCGAACGAACUUUGGAAAUCUCCAAUCAAUCUAUCAUAAACGCUGCCGUCAACAUGAGCACUACUGUCGGACCGCAGGGCCACACCGUGAUCAAUACUAAUGUGCAGCGCCCUGAACGCGUCAGUAUACGGGUAUUAGAAGAAGCCACUCGUAAUGCCAGCGUUGAAAAAUGCAAGUCUCCCGUGCAUAUGCAAGGUCAAAGUAAUUUGGCUACCUUAGCACAGGUGGCUACAUAUAGUAACAACAGCAAACCAUCAUUAUCGUCUCGCAUUAGCGGAGCUUCGGUUGAUGGGCGACCUCAUCCUUCAGUUAAUCAACAAUAUUCAUCGGGUCCUCCGCACUCUUCUGUAGUGUAUCCACAGAGCAGAUGUGAUAACUCAACUUAUUCGUCUUCGGAACGUUCAAGUGGAGACACACCUUACAUGGCACUACCACGAGCGGACAUGAAACCUUAUUUAGAAUCGUACUUCAUUGAUGAGCACAAGAGACAACAACAACCGCCAACGCACAGGCAGGAAUCACCUUCCUUAGGAUCUCACAAUCUUUCUGUUACAAAUCAUCCACCCGGUAGUAACAGCAGUCGACCAAAUGAACUGCAUGCACGUGGUUAUCAGGUUGGAGUGAUGGACACUUCACACUCGCGCCGAGAAUCAUUGCAUCUAAUAGAUGAAAGAAUGGAAAGAAUGAACGGAAGUCCCCCGUUGGAGGGUUUGGCAGCAUCACUUCGAGCUCGAGUAAUUGCGUCCCUAAAAAGCAAAGAGGAAGAUGAAGAGAGACAUCGAAGAGAUUUAACCACCUCUUUGCAUGUGGGUUCUAUUAGUAAUAGUUCGAUCUGUAACACCAACAUUCAGCUAGUACAAACUCCGCAUUCCAAAUCUGACAAAUAUCCCACUUCUGGUAUAAAACGAAAGUCUCCAAUUAUUGAAAAUACAUCUCGACCUCCAAAAAUGUUAUUUACGGAUUGUUCAGAUUCCAUGCUCAAUCCAGAUAUACUGCAUGCAGGUCAAGGUGGUUCUGUAGCUACAGCGCGUAGAAUGGGACCUUUAAUGAGUCCAGAAAUCAAUUCACUUUCUUCAGAGGAUCGCCAGCAUCUUUUGCGUCAUAGUAGAAAUGAAGUCGAUGACGAUGUAGGAGAUGACGAAUCUAGCUGGCACGACCGUGUCAGCUCCGGUUUCGAUCGAUUGGUAGCAUUUGCCUCCACUGAACUGGAUAAAACUCGGCGCUCUAACGAGGAAGCUCCGCAAUUGUCGACAAGUUGCACCACAUCGCCAGAUUCUGGUAUCAAUCAAAGCGAUCACAGCCGCACAUUUUUAUCUUCGUCGUCUUCAUCAUCGCAAUUAGAUGUUCCACCGAGUAGUGGUAACUCCGGCAGUAACACUGGGAUUGGUCUUUCUAAAAAUGUUGUGCCAAUUAUAAAAUCAUCACCUGCUGAACCAGUUGAGAGCCCUCCGUUGUCAGAUGUCGGUCUACCUCGGACACCUAGUCCUUCAUCAAGUCCCCCUCUGCUGUACCAAUCCUCAACAGUAGCUCCAACCGCACACAAUCUUCUUCACGGAGGAAAUAAUUUGAAAAUUCCCUUGAAGUAUCAACGGCAGUCGAAGGUAUCAUCAGAGAAACAUUACAAAAAGAAAUUUCGCGAACGUAAUUGGGAAGAAUACGAAGAGAGCCUUGGGGGACGUUUAAGUUCUACGGGUAGUGCAGAACCGCUCGAUCAGGACUAUGCCGAUGGAUUCGUUGCAUCUUCAAGCUCAAAUGUCAGUGCGGGCCUUUCGUCCUCAAAUAAAAUAGACAGUAUAACGACCAAUAAUUCAGAAAUCUCAACGCAUCAUCAUAAACACAAAUCAGCAAAGUUUCGGCCGAAAGGCAAAGAUUGGAACUGGGAUGAUGAACAUUCGAAUGCAUCUUCAUCUAGUUCACAUCGACAUCGGUCCGGCCAUACUCCAACUUGAUAUGUUCUAUGGAAUUCUCACAAGACGAUAUUGAAUGGACCAUCUUUAAUAUAGUUUAAUUUAAGAACGCAUUAUAUGUAUGCCUUUAUUUUAAAUUGUUUGCGUCUAUCUCAAUUUAAUAAUGUAUGUAGCAGUAUGAUUAGAAAUUUCUACCGUGGUUGUGGCAGGUCAUUGCUCAAUGUUGUUGAAAUUAGAGCCCCAAAAUUGAAAAGUUAUUUAUGCCAGUACUUUUCGAGUUCUACAUGUAAGACUGAAUUGAAACCAAAAUAAUCGAAAUAAUGUACUAUUGGAAUUUGUUCGAUUACAAAAUCUUUCAACCCUUUUUUGUUCUAGUUUUCAAAUUUGUUUUUCAAAUUCGGUGCAUUAAAGUAUUUGUAAUUUAAUAACGCAAAUCGAUAAUCUUCGAGAAUAAAAUCUUGUCGCUUAGAUCUAUAUAUGAGAUAUGAGACUUCAACUUUUUUUCUAUUUUGUAAAUAAAAUUAGAAUUUUGCAAUAGCAUUUUCUCGACUAAAAUUCGUGAAAAAAUUAUUCUCUCAGACUGGUUUUUAAGAAAAAUUGUGGUUAAUACGUCAAUAGUGUAGUAACUACUAACCCUAUUAACAAAAUUUUGACUUGUUAUUGUAGUCAAGGGAAAGUCAUUACGCUACUUUGGUACAUUUUAUACAAUGAAAAGCACAGCGAUUCAGGGGUACAAUUUGCAUUGCAAAAUUUUCUAGCAUAACAGAUCUUCUGCUACACGCGGGAUAACCACAGAGCAACGGAGAACAAUUAUUUUUACAUUUUUCAAAGCGUCGAAUGUAUACUGUUUUAAAUAAUUUAUAUGUUACUGACUUUGGUACUACUAUAAGACGAAUUAAUUUGAAGGGUGUUUAAUAAGCAUCUAGAAGCAAAAUCCGAUCUUAUUCCGGAAGAAACUAGCAUGCCAUUUUCCAUGUUUAGGCGUCCACAUUUAUUCUUAUGUGAGCAGCUUGAAAGUUUGUUGUCAUGGCUACUUACUGGUAGCGCAGUUCAUUGUUACAAGCGUUAUGUUGUUCAUAUGAUUAUAUACUCUCCACAACAAUUUAUUCCGGUCUGUCACUGUGUCUUUCAAUUUGUUUGUGACAGUUAUUCAAAAAGAACAAAACUUUCAUAAUUUUACAACAAGCAUAAUUGAACAUGGAAAAAAUAUGACAAAAAAGAAUACUUCAGCAAUAAAAUGUUUAUUAAUUCAAUUAAACAUAGUACAAGCGUUUUAGGAAAGUCAUACAAACUACGUUACCAUUCAAAUAGCAAUUUAUAAAAUGUAACAAACUAUCGGAAAUUGAAGCUGUAUCAAACUGGUAGAAAAAUAUGUUGGGCGAUCCCAAGAUAUUUUGACAUACCUUCCCAAAUAAACGAAAAAACAUACACGAGUAUGAACUAUGAAAAAAUUAGUGAUUAUAAAUCCUAAAGAAACAUGGAAAAUGUCUGCAGUGAAGCGUUGAACUUAUUAAUAUUGUUAAAAUUUAUCUAAAGUACCUGUAUAGAGAGUAGCGCCAUCCAAGGUAACACUGGUAACACUGAACAUCCUUUCUCUUUUCUUUGGACGAAGUUUAAUAGGUUCGUUACUCGAUUGGAAUGACACUGACAUAGAAUUUUUGUUCCAAUUCUAACAGUGUCGUCACUCUGUAUACAUGCACUCUUUAAAUGCUUGGAGCGUUUUAUUUUUUGAAAAAAAAAAACCACAGCAUAUUUCGAAAAUACUAAAUAUGCUCGUAAUCAGUUAGAUCCGAUGUUAGUUGCAAAAUUCCUAAUAUUAAGUACAUGAAAUAAAGUGGAUUUAUGAGGUGGGAUUCUUCACAUUGCCGUCAAACGAACGCUGCUUGUGGUUGUCUUGCUCUAAACUAUUCAUGAUAUAUCGCGAAUAACUCGUAUUCAGAACGAUUCUCAUAAUAGUGGUCGGCUAUUCCUAACUGUAGUGAAUCGCAUCGAUUUCGGUAUUUUAGAUUUUAAAGUUAUAAAUCGAUUAAACAAAAAUCAAUGGGAAAUGUAUCAACGGAUAUGAUUUACAGUGUAAUACUGAAAAUCAUCUCCGAAUGAAUGUGUAAUCAUGUUGAUUAUUUCUUGUUUUCUUUAGAGUACUCAUAAAAGUAUUUCUCAAAAAUGUUUUAUUAAUAUAGAAAGCAAGCAACUGCACUCCGAAGGAAUCUGAAAAAAUCUACUAUUAACUACAAAAGCAGUACUAAAUUUCUAAAUCAAUGUGCACAAGCCUGAAACUGACUAACAUAAAAAGGAUUGUACUGGAGUAAUCGAAGAAAUAGGAAAAAAACGAGUUAACUGAAACUUGUCUACAUAAAUUCGCUGGUCGUUCGAUCUCAUGGUUUCAUGUUUUCAUUUUUAUUUCGAACAAAACGCAGAGAAAACGCAUCACUAGUAGGUGCAUAGUCCGUUAAAAAUAAUCUAAGUUGUCUUUUCCAAUCACCCUGUGUGUGUCGUCCUUCUGACUUUACAUCUACAUUUUACAUAUUUAAACAAUGAAAACUGCCAUUAACUAUGAAGGAAUUAUAGAAAAAUUUUAUUUCUACAAGCUUGUUUAAAAAUAUUAACUCUUGAGAAAACUGUCGAAAAUUACUAGCAACUGAAAAGGACUGGUACGAAACCAACUUUUCGAAAACGUACAAAAUAAGAAAAUAGAUGAAAAUGUAGCUGCCGUUUAAAUAAUGCAUAACUGUCACCAGGCACAUGAAUGAUUGAAAUCGUCGACAUACCGCGUCACUUAAAAGUGAAGGAAUCUAGAAAAUAAUUUAGCUGACAGUAACCGAUUUAAUCAUAAUUAUUAUGAUAAAAAACGCUGCUUGUGACAGGUCGCAUUCAGCAAUGUACAAUAACCGUAAAAAUGUUUUAGUUUAUAACAAUUGUAAUGGCAAAAUACGUCAAAUCACCUCAUAUAUUUUUGAACAAACUGGAAGAGACGCUUUGUGAAUACUUGAAUACUUAAAAAAUUAUUCGGUUUUAAAGAUUUAUUUCGCUCACUAAAUGUACAGUGUUCCAAAAUAGUAGGGCACGCAUGAAUCGUGUCACAAAUGUAGAAAAAAUAGUUUGAUUCCAAUAAUUUAUUCACGGCUCCGCGAAAAAGGUACGUCAAACGCAGAGAUAUUUAAAAGAGAACGGGUGGUUUAAAGACAGAAAAAUACAAAAUAAAUAAAUAAAGGGCUGCUAGUAACAGUAAAAAACACGACGCGUUCUGUUGUGUGCAUCGAUUUAUCUCGCAUAAUUAUAAUGCACAAAUAUUUAGUUCACCGUAUUGCUGCCACAAACUCAAAGACAAAUGGGAUCGGUUGGCAAAUGAGUUAAACAAUAUACCCAUUCUACAGUACUAAUAAUUCUAACCUCUGUCGAGAAUAAUUUUGAUUAACGUGAUUUCAUGUUAUUCACGACGUUCGCAUUGUUUAUUAUCAAAUUCGAAAAUUUUGUGUAAAUAACUUUAAAUAAAUUUUUAAUUUAUCAUAAAUGUAAAAUGAAAUUGUAUAGUUAAGAUAGUGAUAGUGAUAUUGUUUAUUUAUUUAUAAAUAAUUCUAACGGUAUUAGCUAUAUUGUUUGUAAUACUUUGUUUUAUUUGUAUAUAGUAGCAACUCUUUAGAUGAAAUCACACUGACAGAUGAUGGAUCGGGUUUGUUGAAAAUUUAGCAACACUAGGAGGCCUGCGAACUAAAACAAAUGUUUCAAAUUUGAAAACAGCGCGAAUAGUCCCAUUCAAUGAUCGCCAUGAUGUCAUCUGCGGUAAUUCUACUACUGUACUAAAAUAUUGAAAUAAAAUAAUUCCAUACCACAGCAUA